UGCUUGUUUAUCUCUUUAGCAGCUACAUAUGAUUGGCCCCUGCACCAAUUGGAUAUCAAGAAUGCCUUUCUUCAUGGUGAUCUUCAGGAGGAGGUGUAUAUGGAGCAACCACCUGGGUUUGUUGCUCAGGGGGAGUUGGGUAAAGUUUGUAGGCUUCGGAAGUCUCUUUAUGGCUUGAAACAAAGUCCUAGGGCCUGGUUUGGGAGAUUCAGUGAAGCAGUACAGGAAUUUGGUAUGCAAAAGAGUAAGUGUGAUCACUCAGUAUUUUAUAAGCAAUCUGAGGCUGGUCUAAUUCUCCUGGUAGUCUAUGUGGAUGACAUUAUCAUCACUGGGAGUGACUCUGCAGGUAUUUCAUCUCUUAAAACCUUCCUCCAAACCCAGUUUCAGACCAAAGACUUAGGAUUAUUAAAGUAUUUUUUGGGUAUUAAAGUUAUGAGAAGUAAGAAGGGUAUUUUCUUGUCUCAAAGAAAAUAUGUCCUUGAUCUAUUGACAGAGACAGGAAAAUUAGGUGCUAAGCCUUGUAGUGCACCAAUGACUCCAAAUUUACAACUGUUAGCAGGGGAUAGUGAGUUGUUUGAAGAUCCAGAGAGAUACAGGAGAUUGGUAGGAAAAUUGAACUACCAAACUGUCACUCGUCCUGACAUUGCUUAUGCCGUUAGUGUGGUAAGUCAGUUUAUGUCUUCCCUAACUGUUGCUCAUUGGGAAGCCUUGGGACAAAUCUUGUGCUAUCUGAAGGGAGCUCCAAGAAGAGGUUUGUUAUAUGGUAAUCAUGGGCAUUUGAAUGUUGAAUGUUUUUCAGAUGCCGACUGGGCUGGAUCUAAGGUUGAUAGGAGGUCAACUACUGGAUAUUGCGUUUUUGUUGGAGGAAAUUUGGUGUCUUGGAAAAGCAAGAAGCAGAGUGUAGUUUCUCGAUCUAGUGCUGAAUCCGAAUACAGAGCCAUGGCACAAUCAGUAUGUGAGGUAAUGUGGAUAUUUCAAUUACUAGAUGAGACAGGUUUUAAGACCCCCCUGCCUGCGAAAUUGUGGUGUGAUAAUCAAGCUGCUCUCCAUAUUGCUUCUAAUCCGGUAUUUCAUGAGCGGACCAAACAUAUUGAGAUUGAUUGUCACUUUGUUCGUGAAAAGAUUCAACAACAGAUCAUAUCAACAGACAUAUCAAACCGGAGAGCGCUUAGGAGAAAUUAUCACAAAAGCUCUGAAUGGAGCUAG
This is a messenger RNA of Hevea brasiliensis (rubber tree), 1206 nucleotides long. RefSeq lists its product as uncharacterized. The record is from RefSeq and is a predicted model, not a curated record. The transcript has a single exon. The annotation marks the transcript as partial. Lineage: Eukaryota; Viridiplantae; Streptophyta; Magnoliopsida; Malpighiales; Euphorbiaceae.